AUAGAUCGCGCUUGCAUCGGUUGUUGCAGUAAUCAAAGAGUGUGUUGUGCGGGUUCUGUAAUGUUGACGUUUGUAUUAUUUAGUUAUUGUUUGUGGCAAGAGAAAAGAAAAUGUGUGUGUUCAUGUUAGUUUUUUUAAAAUGUACUUGUGAACAAAGCUGAAAGCAUAUGAAUACAAUGUACGAAGUGAGAGUGUGGAAACUGAAGUGUGAAAUAGUAGUCGAGUGCAAUGGACGCUGUUUACCCCUAUUCAAAUUGUGGAAUUUUGAAAUUGUUUACAAAUGAGAGCUGUCGCGUUGUAUGCAAUAUUAUCUAAAUGCCACCUUACUGCCGUGAACGUCUUUAACCACAAUGAGGUGGCUAGUGAAGAUAAUAAUAGUCAUGAAAAUAUGGACAGGCAUGGUAGAGUUCGGUCCCUCGUCGCUAACGUAUGCAGCGGAUCUUCGUUUAACAAUAGAGCCAAAGGACACAGUUGUCGUUUUGAACGGUACAGCUAUUCUUGAUUGUGCUGCUGAGAGUUCAGAUGUGACUGCGGUGCCAGAAAUCAAGUGGAGAGCAAACGGUGACCAGCCUUUGACAUUUAUUGGAGACACACACAGGUCACGGCUUGAUAAUGGGUCAUUGUCAGUGCACAUUGGAUCAGCUGCCUAUGAUGAAUUACAGGGAAACUACCAGUGUAUUGCUUCACUUCCACAUGUUGGAUCAAUUGUUAGCCGAAAGGCAUCACUCACUCUGGCACCACAACUGCAGAUAUCAACACCUCCAAAAGACAUAAUUGUGUUUCCAGGGCAAACAGCUUUUUUUAACUGUUUUGUUGAUGUGUCUUUAGAAGUCAGUGUCAUGUGGUUGAAAGACAAUCGGCCUCUCCUCUUGGAUGAGACAAGAAUGCUCAUUUUGCCUUCUGGUGCUUUGGAAAUAGAUGAAGUGCAACUGUUGGAUGAAGGAAAUUAUCAGUGUAAUGUAACAAUGUUAGGACAAAAUCAGAUUAGUGAAAAGGCAGUUCUUAAAGUUGAUAAAAAUGCAGGUAUUCAUGGUGUAACACCACCUGUUUUUGUAGCACUGCCCCGGCCGUCUGUUGUUAUCGCAGGUAGCACUGUGACUCUUGACUGUGCAGCAGUUGGGAAUCCUAAUCCAUCCAUCAUCUGGCUGAAGGAUGGAAUUGCUAUUGAUAUGUCGAAUUUGGAUAGCCGAUUCCAAAAAAUUGGUCAAGGCAGUCUUCAGAUAUCUAAUGUUCAGGAGGCAGAUGAAGGAACAUACCAGUGCCGAGCUGAAAAUGGAGCAGAUUCUGUAGAUGCUGCAGCCACCCUUGAGGUCCAAGUUCCACCACAUUUUCUGAAGCGGCCUGCUGAUACUCAUGCUUCUGAGAAACAAGAUUUGGAACUUGAGUGUAAAAUGUAUGGCAAGCCAGAGCCUAAGGUACAUUGGGAAAAGAAUGGUGAUGUGAUAUGGCCAAAUGAAUACAUUCAUAUGGUUAAUGGCUACAACCUCAAAAUUCUUGGACUCAUGACAAUGGAUGCAGGAAUUUUCCAGUGCAUGGGAUCAAACCCUGCAGGAAACAUUCAAGCAGCUGCUCAGUUAACUGUAUCACAGUCAGUGGAUUUCCAUGACAACUCUCUCUUUCAUUCUGACGUUGUACUAACAAAUUUCACCCAAUCCCCACAUUCAGCAGCCCCUCCCAUAGAUGAAGAAAGGGCACCAGUGCAAGAUGUUCCAUCAGCUCCACAAUUCCUUGAAGCAGUCAUUGUUUCCACGCGAUUUGUUACAUUGAGCUGGAAACCUCCGGCAAAUGCUCGGGGUGAAAUUCUUGCAUACUCAGUUUAUUAUCGGCGUGAGGGAUCACAAAGGGAACGCAUAAUGAAUACAACACGAUCACGACUUGAGGAAGUCAACAUACCUGGACUGAUGCCAGAUAAAUUAUACCAUUUCCGUGUUGUGGCAUAUAAUGAGCAUGGACCUGGUGCAAGUUCAGAUAUUUUAAGAGUGAAAACUCAAGCUGAAGUGCAUGUACCAGGACCUCCCAGGGGCCUAACAGUGAUUGCAACGAGUCCUACAAGUCUUCUUGUUCAAUGGCAACCACCAGAUUUGACAAAUGGGCUUGUACAGCACUACAAGAUGUUUUACAUGCAGGAAGGUUCGGUAGAAGAGCACCACAUUGUUACACCAGACUUGCAGUAUGAGCUGACUGAUCUCAAUAAGUUUACCGAGUACAGUGUUUGGGUUGUUGCCGUUAAUCAGAAUGGCCCAGGGUCAAGUACAGAAGAGAAAACAGCAAGGACAUUGUCUGAUGUGCCAACAGAGCCACCCCAAAACGUCACACUGGAAGCAAGCAGUUCUACCAGUGUUAUUGUACGAUGGGAACCGCCUCCCAGAGAAAGUCAGAAUGGAAUAAUCACAGGUUACAAGUUGAGAUAUCGUAAAAAAGACCGCAAACGUGGUGACACUGUCACAACACCUGGUGACAGGCGACUCUAUGCACUAAUAAAUCUUGACAGGCGGUCUGUAUAUCAGGUGCGACUUUGGGCUCUAAAUGUAAAUGGUUCAAGUCCACCAACUGAGUGGCACACUACUGAGACAUUUGAGAAUGAUCUGGAUGAAUCACAAGUACCGGACACACCUGUGGGACUCAAAGCAAGGCCAAUGACAGAUAGCAUUACUGUCUCAUGGAACCCUCCACGUAACCAGAAUAUUAUGGUACGUGGUUAUACUAUUGGCUGGGGAAAAGGAAUCCCAGAUGCAUAUACACAGCUUCUAGAUGGCAAACAAAGAUACUAUGUUAUAGAACAACUAGCUCCAAACUCAGAGUAUGUAAUUAGCCUAAGAGCCUACAAUGAAAUGGGAGAUGGUCGACCUGUUUACACAUCUGUACGAACGAGAGAAGAGAUGGCCCCAGAACCACUCACUCCACUUGUUCCUCCUGUUGGGCUUAUGGCUAUCGUUCUAUCUUCUAGAUCAGUUGUUGUUUACUGGACAGAUACAACACUAUCCAAAAACCAGUUUGUGACUGACAAUAGGUAUUAUGUAGUAAGAUACACAUCUUCACAUCAUUCACCUAACCCUCGUUACAAGUACUUGAAUUCUACAGACCUGAAUCUAAUGAUAGAUGAUUUGAAACCAAAUACGCAGUACGAAUUCACAGUGAAGGUGGUCAAGGGACGACGAUCUAGUCCGUGGAGCAUGGUUGUUAUGAAUAUGACGCAAGAAGAAAGACCAUCAUCUCAGCCUCGAGAUCUAACUGUUGUUCCUGUUGAAGACAAUCCAACAGUUGUGAAUUUGAACUGGCAGCCACCAAAGCAGUCAAAUGGCCCAAUAACAGGCUAUGUUAUUCUAUAUACCUCUGAUAACACAUUGAAUGAUCGUGAUUGGGUGGCAGAAGGAAUUGUUGGUGAUAAAAUGACAACGUCAGUGAAGAAUCUUAGUCCACAAACAACGUAUUAUUUUAAGAUACAGGCACGUAAUAAUAAAGGAUAUGGGCCUUUUUCUGCAGUUGUAACAUUUACCACUGGAAUAGAUAACCCAGGAAUCACCAACACAAUGAUGUACAUUAUUGUGGGCUGCAGUCUUCUUUUAGGACUGGCAGUAACUACAGCACUAGCUGUUAUCUGUUGCAAACGCAGGAAUACUGAGCGGAGCAAGAAAGGGUACAUAAAAGGAAAUACCAAGAGUAAAGCAGGAAAAACAAAUAUAAAGCCCCCUGACCUAUGGAUCCACCAUGAUCAGAUGGAACUCAAAGCCCUGGAGAAAACACAGUCGUCACCAGCAACAAAUGAGAUGACUGCUGCUGUAGCAACUUUGCCCCAAAGUUCACGGGAGUAUGAGCCAGAGCAGGAAUCAAAGUUCCAUCAGCCAAGUACUGCUACAAACUCUCUUGAUAAGAGAGCAUAUGUUGCUCCAUAUAUAGUUGGACCAAACAGUGAUGAAAAAACUUCAACAGCUAGGAGGGUGAUCAAACCCAAGCCUAUAAAUAUAACAGCAAGCAGCCAGCCUUCCAGGGAAUUGGCCAGUGGUGGUGCUGCUGCAGGGCAGCCAGCAGUUGCUACAGAUGUGAGCCGACCACAGUAUCCUCGUACUCAAUACAGUAUUUCUCGAGCCCAUGUUACACUUGACCAGUCAGCAACACAGUCUCCGGAAAAUCCGUAUUCUUUGCAGAGCAACUAUGAACCAUCAACUUCACACCAGCAGGGUCCAUACAGUGCGGGAUUGCAGCAAUCAGCAGCCAGCACCCAGGAGCCUGGUGGCUCAGGUACAAUGGGGAAAAGGCUUCAGGGUCAUCCACUGAAAAGCUUUAGUGUUCCUGCUCCCCCUCCACAAUCUGCACCAUCAACACCUCAACAGAAACAUAUUAUGCGACCACAGGGGUCAUCAAGUCCAUACAAAAAAGCAGGCAUUUUAACCAAUACCCCUGCUUCAUCCGUUGGUUCGGUGCCAAAAGUGAGAACGGCAUCUGUAGAAGAUCCUAACACUAUCCAGCCUUCCUAUAGUACAGAAGAGCUGAACCAAGAGAUGGCUAAUCUGGAAGGUCUAAUGAAGGAUUUGAAUGCUAUCACUGCCUCAGAAUUUGAAUGCUGAGAAUGGAUCUGCCACAUCAUUCAGGGAAUGCUUCUGCUGAAGUGCAAGAUGUACACAAAAUACAGUUGCUGCUUAAGUACUGCAAAAAAAACAUUAUGUGUUUAUCUUUUAAUGAGAUUAGUCAAUAAUGGCAGCUCCUGUAUUGUCUCAAGAAUGAACUCUUGUGGCUUGCAGUUUCAAUAAUCAUCUCUAAUAUUAUGUACGAUUGACUUCUAGUACCCUGCUGUUUUUGUUAUAAACGGAAAAGAUGUUUCCGCAUAUUUUCAGUGCGUGUUGGUCAGUCUGGUGUAUAUUGAAUGAGAUAUGUUUGUGAAGUGUUGUUCAGUUGAAAGUUGUCAUAGAUGAAUGUGGCCUAAACACUGAGAAAUUGGUUUUUUAUGUAUUAUGCAACUUACAACGAAGCAGUAACUAGUCCGCUUCUGUUGUAUUUGUGAGAAAAUGUGAAAAGGAUGGGAUAUAUUUGAAUGAGUUCUUUUGCUGUUUUCAUAGGUGCUUCAGUUCAGUCUUCCACUGAGAGUAAAUCUUGCCAAGAUAUAAUAUUAAACCACAUUAAUAAGUACAAUCAUGGCUUCAUGAGCUUUGAAAAAUAUAUUAAUGAUCUCAAAUCUUGAAGCUUGUAUGCAUUUUCAGAUUGACACUAGACAACUCACAGUACAGUCCUGACUUGUAAUGGUAUCUGACCCCUGACCCCCCCCCCCCUUUUUUUUGGGGGGGGGGGGAUCUGCAGGCAUUGAACCUCUUUUAUUCUUGUAAAUUUGUUACAAAUAAAUAAGGGGAAAAAUACAAAUUAUAUUUGUGCUUCUGAUGUUUCGUAUUGUGUUAUUUCCAGAAAUUAUAAAGUAGGGCCUUUGUAAAAUAUGAGCAUACUUCUCUUACAUUUCUGAAAAUAUUGCUUCCUUCAUUAUCUUUGUGAGAGUGGUGAUCCAUGGGAAGGCUUAUUAAAAGUAUUGUUUUAUUUUGUAGUUAAAUAUUUCUGGGACAGUGAUAUUAAGAUACUAGAAAAACAGCCUGUUUAACUGGAUUGACAUUUGCAUUGCUUCCGUAUAUGUUUGAAGAAAAGUCCUAUAUGUCUUUCUUUUCCUUUUUGCUUUUGUAUAUGUCUUUCUUUUCCUUUUUCCUUUUCUUUUCCAUUUUGUGAAAUGACUUGAAUUAAUUGCAGAAGCUGCUUUAGAGUUACUCACACUCAUCUUGCAAUUCCCGUUAAUGGUUUUAAUCAGAACUUUUGUGCAUUUAUGGUUUGUUUUUUUUUAUUAUCACUUUGCUUGGCAGCAUGUGUUUGGAUCUUCAAGUCUCAUAUCUCCUCAAAAUUCAUAGCAGUGGGAUUGCCAUUCCAAACAUUUUAGUCCUGUAAAUAGUUCAUUAUUUGUUUUAUAGAAGUUGUGCUAUCACUGUGAACUAUUGGUUGAUUGACUGGUUACAGAGAGUCCAGUAGUUUUGUGCAGCUUGAAAGCCAGUUUUGGCCUAACAGUUUCCUUUUACUUAAACUGUCUCCCCUUCUCUGUGCAACAAAUGUUACUCAGUUUGUUAUUCUUUAUCCAGCCUUAGUAAAAUAUUCAAUAUGAUUUCAGAUUUACUCUGAAGUAAUAACCUGUUAUAACAUCCUUGUUAGCCCAGUUGGAUUGGUUCACAAGGACCAAUGACCCUAAUUCUGUGUGCCAUAUUUAUCUAUACAGAGAUGAGUGAAUCUGCUCUGUUGUAUAUCCAUAACAGCAAUGCCAUAUGAAUUUCACUUGCUAGUUUUAAAUCUUCAUAAUUACAGUGAUUACAGACAAUAAGAUCUUUCAUUGAUGUCACUUAACAACUUCAAAUUAGUCCAAGAGGGGUACAGAUGAAUAUUUUUCAUGUAAGUUAUUUAGCAGUCUUGGUAUAGACUGUGUGUAUUUUAUGGUACUUGUGAUAAUCAUCAAUAGAUUGACUGAUUAUUGAGAGUCAUGAUUAAGAUGAUAAGUCCUAAUUUGCCUUUUCAAAGCAGAUUUCUCCCUGUUUGUGUAGUUUAUAUACAUUUUCGUUGUGGUUUUACAAUUUUAAAAAAUGUACUUUUAUUUAAUGCCUCUGCAUUUAGAGUCCUACAACCUCAGUAUUAGUUGAAUGCUUUUUUGUGAUUAACUGAUAUGUGCAGUAUUUACAUCAGUGACUGGUAUUUUCAUUAAUAAGCUAACUUCAGUUUGUGCCAUUCCAUGUUUCUUUCCAUUAUUUCUUGCUAUUUAUAAUAAUUGUAACUGCCUCUUUUUCAGUAUUAUGUUAUAAAGUGAAAUAGUAUCAUUGUAGACUGUGCUUUGAAUAUGUUGAAAUCAAUGUUUUGCUUUGUAUUUUUUGAUACAACAUAAAAAUAGUGUAUAAAGCCUAGUAAGAUCAUUGUGUGGUAUAUUUUUGUACUAACUUUAUACUUCAUCUUAUUUUCUUUUACUUUGCUGGAUACAUCAUUGUAAUGUGUAGUUUUUCAACUCUUUAUGAAUUCUCUUGUUUUCUGUGCAGAACAUUGAGUAGAAGUAAUAAUUAUUGAACAGUGAGAAAUUCAUAAUGGUUGACUAAUUUAGUAAAAGAUAGUUAAGGCCAAAUAUCUGCUCACGUUAUUUAUGAAUUUAAUGUAGAACUAAACCCUCUUAGCAGUUCAUGCUGGAAUAAGUCAGCCUACAUAACUAUGCACAAAUUCCUUCAAAAGGACUUUCUUUACCGAUAACUUUUCCACAUGUCGCUGCUCCUGUAACUUCUUUUGCCAUAAAAAUUAUGAAGUUUCAUAUUCCACUACUCCUGCAGCUAAUUCUAUUUCGGUUCCUGAAAAUCUUUUAGUUUAGUUUUGCAGCAUUACUGCUCAUACUUUUGGAUUUCUUUUAAAUCUUAAAUUUAGCUCCAAAUGUGAAUCCAUAUGUAACAUAAUGUGUGAGUAUUAACAUAAUGUGUGAGUAUUUAAUGUAUAGCAUAGUUCUGGGGCCAAUGAAUAGCUUUGUCAGUAUGUCUCUCUUUCCAUAUGGAUUGUUAGUGUAAUAGAUCUAUUCACAUUUAAGGUCCAUAAUGACCUGCUGUUCAAGUGGAUGGAAUAGGAAUCUCUACAGUAACAGACUUUUUCCCAUUAGUUUAAGGUGAAGGCCUGAAGGCAGCUCUGUGUCCUUGUCUUGACACACAAAUUACUUUGUUAACAUUGGCAGCUAAGUGAACAUCUUUGUGGUAUAUGAAUCUCUUAUGUUGACAGCUUUUCACUAAUUUUAAGGGCUAGUAGGUUACUUUCUGUCAGUGUUGUCUCAUAAAUCAUUAAGUUAACAGAUCUGUGCAGAGAGGUUUUGUCUCCCAUAUAUAAACCAACCUCUGUAACACAUUUGCAUAAUCCAUAGUAGUGUAGUGACAUGGAACCCCAAGAUAGGCAGUAUGAACCCUGGUGGUGGAAGCAACUUUCAUUGUCUGUAUUUGUUACGCAAGGAGAGAUGUACAAAUCUUGAUCAGCAGACUGUGACACCAUUGACUGUCAUCCAUUGGUGAGUGUGGACAUGGUGACUUCAUUGGUGCUGCUUGAUGGAUUGUCUCAUAACCAGGACAUCACCCUUCUUUCACUCUCCUCAGCAGCAUAUCAUUAUUACUUUCAACAACAAAAAAACCACCACAAACCUUCUUCAUGCACUCAUCACUCACAUAUAUGGAAACAAAUACAGUAAAGAUGUCUGAUACACAAGCCAUGAAAGUGACGUAUCAUUUAAAUAUCUGUAGCAUAGUAUUAGACGCAUGAAUUUAUUAUUUAUGCCAAUGCAUGAUGAUAGUAACUGAUAAAAAUAUGUUUUCAUUUACUUUUUGUUGAGCAUAUGGUGUUUUUUUUAAUUCCAGUUAUUUAUUGUACUUAAGUAUGGGCUGGAGGAAGUGGCAGCUCUCUGUAGAUAACGUGUGCAUCCGGAAGAGUCAUACUAUUCGGUGUCAUUUGUGUGUGGUUGAAGCAACAGUUGAGGGUUGCCAUUCUUUUGUCUCCAAUGCAGAUAAGUUUCACCAUGAAGUAUAGUUGGCUUUACUGAAUUGCUUCUUUUGAGUCAUCUGUAUUUCACUCACGAUGCAGUGGUUACGGCAGUGAAAUUUUGCUGCUCUUCUGCAUAGGGUACGCUGUGUUUCUGGUAUGUGAUGUAAUCUUUAGUUCCAAUGUUUCCUGUUCUACCUGUCCUCAUCUUAUGCCCCUUCCCUAGUAGUUGUCACACAAAAAAUUCUUGUAGGUUUUUAGUAUAUUAAAUAAAUGAUACACAUUCUUGUGAAUUGUGACCUAUUCGGAGUGGAGUGAGCAAUAGUGAGUGCUGUACUCCCCUAUUCUGACUUUGAAUUCAAAAUUACUACAUUGAUGAAAGUAGAUAAUUAGAGGCUGUUUCUCUGAUUUGAUUAUUUCAUGAUACCAUACGCUAGGUUGAAAAUGAAACUGCACUGUAUUCUACCACUAAGAUUGCCAGAUGAAUUUCUACCCAUAACUUUUAGAUCUACCACUAUUGUCUCCAUGUGAAUUUCUGCCCCUAACUUGUAGGAUGAAGUCUACGGUGGCCAGUUGUCCUAGUUUUUAGUUCAUCCUGGGAGCAUCUUAUGAUAGUGUAAUGAUGAAAUACUGGUCAUCAAAGUCAAGACUUUUGCAUGCAAGCUGCAGUGUAGUGUUCAGUUUUAAUCUGCCUCAAAAGUUUCCUAUCAAAAUGUAUUCCAGUACUGAAUGCAGAUUUCAUUCUGUUUCAUUGCUGUAAUGAUUGGAUGCUUCCAUCACAUAAUUGUUUGGUCCUAUCAACUUUAGUCGAACAGUAGCAAGAAACAUUCUUUUUUGUGAUGCCAGUUAAUGUCAUUGUGUGUUACUGUAUUUGGUAAUUGAAAGAGAUUCAAGUUAUGUAAAAUUUAGUUGUUGUAUUUAAAGGAUUGAUAUAUAAGAGAUGUUAGGUGAAGACAUAUUUAACAAGCAUGGGACAAAUAAAUAGAGAAAGGAUAACUGGAUGAGAAAUAACAUGAAUAGUAUCGAAAACAUUGUGAUGGGUAGUUUUAUGAUUAGGUAUAAUGAAAAUGUGCUUUGUCAGCUGCACCUUCAAUGUUCCUGUGGAAGAAACUGUAUAUUAGCUUGAAUGAUUCGAUGUCAUAUGUACAGUCAUGUAGGAAUCAUAAAUAACAGUGCAACUGUUUUCGAUUAGUUCACUGCAGUUCAUUAAAAAGGACAAUUACUAGUGUUCUGUUGUGUAAGUAAUUCAAUACUUAUUGUCAAUUCUUGUAGACUGUCGUCUGUGUGAUAGUAUCUUUUGUUUUUCUUCUGCAUUUGGAGUAUCAUUUUGAAUGAGACUGGUAUCAUAAGUAUUACGUCUUUUUAAACAAAAGUGUUCUUUUUUUAUUUAUGGAAACUAAAUUCCUUUUCCAAUAUUACAUAAAUGCACUAAUGUUGUAGUUACUUAGUUCAGAAAGCAUUCCUGUUGUUCUAUGACAACUAUUCUGCAAUUACAUCACCACUCACAUUCUAAUUUUGUAUAGCAUGCCCUUAGAAGUGUUUUGUCAUAUCCUAUGUAUUCUAGUCCAGACUUGGUGUAAAUACAAGAAAAGUUCAUCCAAUCUGGCUUCUUCUGCAAUGCCUUUUUGCACACUUGUAGAGACUGUUACGCAUAGAAAUACUCCACUCUGCAAGAUUAUUUGUUUCCUUAAAAUUGUUUCUGCACUUCAUACAUGUGGGUUUUGAUCUUUGUGCCUUUCAUAUACGUUUCUCAACCUGAAUACGAUGUUGUUAUGAAUCAGUAUAUAGGGAAAAUAUGCAGCACACUUGCUCUUUACAUUCCUCCAUAAUUGCUUCUACUUUCAGAUAUGGACAAACAAAUGUUCAUGUGUGGUUUAACUGGCAUACCUCUCUGCACAGUGCCUAGUGGCAUUCUUGUUAAUGUUUUUACUGGUUUCUUAUAGUCCACUCCCCACCUCCACACCUCCCACCUCCCACCUCCCACUCUCUCUCUCUCUCUCUCUCUCUCUCUCUCUCUCUCUCUCUCUCUCUCUCUCUCUCUCUCUCUCUCUCUCUCUCUCUCUCUCUCCCUCCCUCCCUCCCUCCCUCCCUCCCCCCCCCCCCCCCCCCCCCCCACACACACACCUCCCCAUCCCUUCUCCUCUCCCUCCCCCAAUCAUUUAUAAAUAAUAGUAGUAUUACUUUAAGAAAUACAGCAGUAUAACUUUCUUUUCUUUAUUGCAUCUGUUAUUUGCAAUGAUUUCGUAGUGACUAUAUUUGAUAGGACAGUGCAGGUGUUACAAAUCCAAAUUGUCAGUUAUUAGUACAACAAUUAAAAAAUCAUAUGCUCACACAUUUCACAACACAUAAGAUUAUAUUGAAUGUACAUAACUGUAAUUAUGACAUUUUCAUAAUAAUAAGUUAUUCUAAUGAAUACUGUAAUGGAAGGUGGUGUAUUGUGAAGAGAGAGUUAUCCAAUAUAAAAUACUCAGUUACAGUAAUAUUUCCAAAAGAUGAAGAAAUCAGAAUACACUGUAGUGUGUAUUUUCUGUGUUAAUAAAUCUAGCUACACAUUUAUGUGGUUAAGUUUAUGAUUAUUGCUCUUUAUCAGUUUACAUGAUUUAAGAAUGUGUUUGAGUUACAAAUCAGUGUGUUUCUAAGUUUUGUGCAAUUUAUAUGUACAUCAGACACUACUUCAUUCCUGUCACAUGAAAGUAAGUGUAUUUUGUCAUACAUACUUGCAUAAGAAAGUGUUGAUUAGAACAGUUGACUUUUUGAAAUAUUUUGUAAGAACAAGAGAAUGGACUAAUGUGAAAUAUCUGUUGUGUGUGUUGAUAAACACUCGAAAAUGUGAAAUAUGAGUGAAAAGCCCUUUAAGGAGCUCAUUUUUCUAAAGUUUAUGUGCAUUGACACAUGUUUAGUGAUAAGCUUUUCCAGAACUGAUUCAAGUGUAUUUUUUAUUGUCAUAGAAAUUUAUAAAAAGAAAUUGUGUAUGACAAGUAAAUAUAUGCUUUUAUACUAUUGAUACAAAG
Molecule: messenger RNA, 11510 nt
Organism: Schistocerca gregaria
Lineage: Eukaryota; Metazoa; Arthropoda; Insecta; Orthoptera; Acrididae
Gene: fra
Product: neogenin
Exons: 25
Coding region: 351-4565 (1404 amino acids)
Biological process (GO): cell-cell adhesion
Cellular component (GO): membrane
Molecular function (GO): protein binding
Source: RefSeq, a predicted model, not a curated record